AGAUAAUAAAAGUAUAUUCACGAAAAGAUGGAAAGAGAAGUAUCCGAUUUGAGAAAGCAGUUACAAGAGAGGGAUAAAGAAAUAGACAGCCUAAAGAAACUUCUGGCUGUAAAGACACCUACACUUAUUGAAGAGAAAGAUAUUUGUGAACAAAGUGAUUGCAGUUCUGGAACAAGAGAAAAGCUGAAUAAUGCUGAGAUAUCACGUUAUAGUCGACAGCUCAUCUUACCAGAAAUAGGUGUUAAAGGUCAGCUGUCCAUCAGUUCAACGUCUGUGUUGGUUGUUGGUGCCGGUGGAUUGGGAUGCCCAUCCAGUAUCUACUUAGCAGCAGCUGGAAUAGGCAGGAUAGGUCUGGUAGACUAUGAUGAGGUGGAAUUAACCAAUCUCCAUAGACAGAUACUACACACAGAAACCAAAGUGGGUGUGACGAAGUCAGCUUCUGCAGCACAUGCUUGUAAAAGCUUAAACUCCCAUGUUGAGUGUGUACCUUACCACCUGCAGCUGAACAGUUCCAAUGCUUUACAACUUAUACAACAAUAUGAUAUUGUGUUGGAUGCCACAGACAAUGUAGCCACCAGGUAUCUGCUGAAUGAUGCCUGUAUCCUAGCCAACAAGCCACUGGUCUCUGGCAGUGCCCUGAGGUUUGAGGGACAACUUACAGUGUACAACUAUAAUGGAGGUCCCUGCUACAGAUGUCUGUACCCAAAACCACCACCCCCUGAAACCGUCACCAACUGUUCUGAUGGGGGCGUCCUGGGCGUUGUCCCUGGAAUUAUUGGGUGUCUACAGGCCUUGGAAGCUCUCAAAAUAGCAUCAGGUAUUGGGCCUUCAUUCUCACAAGUAAUGUUGAUGUUUGAUGGCCUGGAUGGUACAUUCAGAAGGAUCAAGCUCAGGGGGAGACAACCCUCAUGUCCUUUGUGUAGCACCAAUCCUUCAAUAACACAGCUGAUCGACUAUGAACAAUUUUGUGGGACCAGAGCAGAUGAUAAGGACAAGUGUCUGAAGGUGUUGGACUCAGAACAUAGGAUUACAGUACAUGAGUACAAGAAGAUGUUAGAGACAAGUUCAGAGCAUGUUCUGGUGGAUGUCAGGACAGAAGUAGAGAUGGACAUUUGUCAGUUGCCUCAUCAACCAAUCAAUAUACCUAUAAACAGGAUUGGACAGGAAGAGAGUAUAGCCAGGAUACAGAGCCAGCUUUCUACAUCAGAGGAAAAACCUGCAGUUAUUGUGGUGUGUCGUCGUGGUAAUGACUCACAAAUCGCAGUGGAAAAACUUUUAAGAUGUUUUAAAGACUCUGAGGUUGAUAUUAAAGACAUUCGCGGUGGCCUGCAUGCCUGGGCUAAACAUAUAGACACAAACUUCCCUGUGUACUGACCUUCAUCAAGCAUCAUAAAUUCAUUUUGACUUUGCUUGAUAAGAUUUCUUACACUGGUAACUGCAUUCAGCACAGACAUAAGUGAGAAUCAAAAAUUGUAUUACUGGAAAAUAUACUGAAACAAGUGACACCUGACCCAUAUUUAAAGAAAAUCUUUACUGCUGGAGCCUGGAAAGAAAUAUAUUUAUGCUCAACACACUGACUAUACCCACUACCAUGGAAACUAGAUACCUGGUAUAUAUGAUUUCAAUAGCUAGGACAUUAUAUGAGCAGGUUCUCAAGUGAAGGAUAUAUUCCAGUCAUUAGAGUAUCAGAAGUUAUCGAUGUAAUAGUAUUUCAUCUGUCUUUUUUCUUUUGUUUUGAUAUGCUUAUUUAUAUACAUAAUUCAAGAGACAAUUAAAUAGUUAAAGAAUUCCA
Molecule: messenger RNA, 1792 nt
Organism: Pecten maximus
Lineage: Eukaryota; Metazoa; Mollusca; Bivalvia; Pectinida; Pectinidae
Product: adenylyltransferase and sulfurtransferase MOCS3-like
Exons: 12
Coding region: 28-1374 (448 amino acids)
Biological process (GO): tRNA wobble position uridine thiolation; protein urmylation
Cellular component (GO): cytosol; cytoplasm
Molecular function (GO): URM1 activating enzyme activity; adenylyltransferase activity; thiosulfate-cyanide sulfurtransferase activity
Source: RefSeq, a predicted model, not a curated record